AUGGAACGAAAACUCUAUUUUGGAGUACAAGAGCAAGCUUAAAACAAGUAGUAUCGCUUUCCAACCAAUUUCAUUAAAACUAGCAGGUACAAUUUAUUUACAUUUCUUCCUUAUUCAUUAGCAUUGUAAUUCCAGAGAAUGGCUAAUAUUUAUUUUCUUAUCAUCGCAGUCUUAUCCUUUUUUAAAUCUAUUUCCCCUUUUAGUCCAGUCUCCUCUAUUGCCCCAUUAAUUUUUGUUGUAUCCUUAUCAAUGUUAAGGGACGGAUAUGAGGAUUAUCAAAAGCAUAUAAGCGAUAAUGAAUUGAAUUCUUCGCCUGCAACGAUAUGGACAGAAAAAGGGUUCGUUAAAAAAACAUGGAAGGAUGUGCUCAUCGGAGAUAUUAUCAGAAUUGAUGAAUUAGAAAUCAUCUCAGCAGACAUCGUUGUUUUAUAGACAUCCUAAGAUGGCAUUUGCUUCAUAGAAACCUCUUCUCUUGACGGAGAAAAGAAUCUCAAACCCAAAUAGGCAAUCAAAGAAACUUAAACAACUGAAUGUAGAUCAGGAAUCAUCGAAUGUAUAAAUCCAAAUCCACUUCUUUAUACAUUUGAUGGUACUUUAUACUUGGAUUCCAAAAAGAUCUAAAUCACCCAUAAAAAUUUCUUAUUAAGAGGAUCCAAAUUAAAAAAUGUCAAAUAAGCAAUCGGAGUUGUUGUUUACACUGGAAUUGACACCAAAGUUAUGAGAAAUUCUGAAGGUCAAAAGAAUAAAGUUAGUAACAUAGACAGACUCAUCAACCUAAGAAUCAUAUACAUUUUGAUUAUGCAAACUGUCAUUUGCAUUGUCUUGGCCAUAGUAUAUGGUAUCAAUUGUCAAAUCUAAAGUCAAAACUUCAGUUAUUUUAGUAGAAACUUUGCUGGGUACGAAUCCUACAAUGAUGAAGAUAAAGUCUAUGAUCCAGACAUUCCCAAUUGUGCUUUGGCAUCUUUAAUGACUUUCGCUGCUUACUUUUUACUCCUAAAUACAUUAAUUCCCAUAAGUUUAAUCGUCUCUUUAGAAUUUGUUAAGGUCGGCCAAGGAUUUUUUAUGUAGAAGGAUGCAGAGAUGUAUUCUGCUGAGAAUGAUAAGUACGUCAAGGUCUUUAGCACGACUAUUAAUGAGGAACUAGGCCAAGUACAAUAUGUAUUUUCUGACAAAACAGGAACUUUAACUUGUAAUAAAAUGGAAUUCAAAUUAUGUGUCUGUGGAGAAACCAUAUACGGUGAUCUAAGUAUGUUUAACAAAUAGGAAAUAACUACUUUUGUUGGGAAUUAAAUUCUAAGAAGACAAAGUACCUUACAUAGAAGAAGAUCAACUUUAGUGAAUGAGAAGGCUGGAAUUGAAUAUGCAUUUUCAGGGGAUAAAAUCCAAUAAGUCAUAAAAGAAACAGACCCUUCAAAGAAUCCCAACAUAGAUUUGAUGUUUGACAAAUAUAUCAUUCGCAAUUAAGGAGAUUUAGUGAGAGAAAAUUUGAUGCUUUUAGCCACAUGUCAUGAAUGUGUUUUGGAAUAACAAGAAGACAAAUCAUUCAUCUAUUAAGGUCCUUCUCCAGACGAGAUUGCCUUGGUUGAUGCUGCCAGAAGACUCAAUGUUGUGUAUAAAGGUAUAACUAUGGGCAUUAUGGAAAUUGAUGUUCUUGGUGAGAUUGAAAAAGUUGAACUCUUGUUUUCAUUUGAAUUUAACAGCGAUAGAAAGCGAAUGUCUGUUAUCGUCAGACACAAUGGAGUUAUUAAACUCUAUACUAAGGGAGCAGAUGCAAUCAUCAAGGCUAGGUUGUCUCCAAAUUAAAAAUAUUUGGAUGGAAUUGAUCAAAAAUUAGACAUGUUUUCAAGAAAAGGACUUAGAACUUUAUGUUUAGCCAUGAGAGUACUUAGUGAGGAAUAAUUUAAUCAAUUUUCAAAAGCAAUGAAUGAUGCUUUAGGAAGUGGAGAAACAGAAAAAUUGUAAGAUGAUCUCAUCAAUCAAAUUGAAAAGAAUUUAACUCUUAUAGGGGCAACAGCAGUAGAAGAUAAAUUAUAGGAAGAUGUUCCAGAAACCUUAGCUGAUUUCUUAAAAGCCAAUAUCAAUGUUUGGAUGCUGACUGGAGACAAAUUAGAAACAGCAGAAAAUAUUGGAAGAUCCUGUAAUCUAUUGCAAGAUAACAUGGAUGUAUUUUUCUUAACUCCUGGAUGUGAAUCAAUUAAAAUAUUUAAUGAAGUAGCAGACCACAUUAUUAAUAAAUCGUCAACGAAAAGAGCUAUCAUCAUUGAAGGUAUAGUAUUAGCAACACUAAUUGACGACGAGAAAUUAAUCAACUACUUAAUUACUCUAGUACCAUUUUUACAUACAGUGAUUUGCUGUAGAGUGACUCCAAAGUAAAAGGCUGACAUGGUUAGAUUAGUUAAAAAUUCGCUUGGCAAAAUUACAUUAGCAGUGGGAGAUGGAGCUAACGAUGUUAAUAUGAUUUAGGAAGCACACAUUGGAAUUGGUAUUUAUGGAUAAGAAGGAAUGAGGGCAGUCUAAGCUAGUAAUUAUGCUAUUGGAUAAUUCAAAUGUCUUUGGAAAUUAGUGUUAUAUCACGGUAGGUAGAAUUAUAUACGUAUUUCUGAAAUGAUCUUGUACUUCUUCUACAAAAACAUUAUUUUCACUAUUCCUUAAUUUUAUUUUGCCUUCUUUUGUGGACAUACUGGAACUAGUGUUUUCGAUUAAUUCUUUGUGUCAUUCUACAAUACAGUAUUCACCUUCUUGCCUGUUGUGAUAAGAGCAAUCUUUGAUGAGGACGUGUUUUAUACUUAGAAAAGAAAAUAAACUCUUUUGGGCAGUAGAAGAAUCAAAGAAGGGGAAUAGGAAAAUGAUAUUCUUAGGCAAAAUUACCCCCUUCUCUAUUAUAUUGGACAAAGGAAUACAGUAUUCACAAGUGAGAAAUUCUUUAAAUGGUUUUUUAUUGGCGUCUUUUAAGGACUAGCAUGCUUUUUCUCUUUCUACUUUGAAUUAAAUGAUACAACCUUUAUCAAACACACUGGUCUUAACAAUGACUUUUGGUUUUUCAGCAUGUCAAUGUCAACUGCCAUCAUGAUUCUUGUCACUUUGAAAUUAGCCUUGAACACUUAAUUUUGGACUAUAAUUACUUGGGUUGCUUAUCUUGGGACAAGUUUAGGCACCUAUUUUGCAUAUAUGUGGGUUUCAAACAUUAUUCCUCAAUCAUCAAUCUAUGGUACUACUAGGAUGUUAUUUUCCAGUCCCGCAUUUUAUUUAAGUCUUGCUUUAUCUGUACUAUCUAUGUUUAUUCUUGAUUUAUUAAUGUUCACAAUGAAGGUUUCUAAAGACACUCUACUCAAUUACAUGAAGAGAUAAGCCAGAUCAUCGCAAAAUUUAGAAUUAUCUAAAAUUAAAAAGUUAUAAAACAAAAACGAUGACAACACCGAACUAGAAAUUCCUAUCUUUAGGUUGUAAUAACAAAAGAGCCUUAUUAAUUCUAGCAUCAGCGGAAGCUAACCAAUAAUAUAAAGAAAUAGAGAAAAUUCAAAUUUCUAUUUAUGA
This is a messenger RNA of Paramecium tetraurelia, 3534 nucleotides long. RefSeq lists its product as uncharacterized. Gene Ontology annotation, cellular component: plasma membrane. Gene Ontology annotation, biological process: phospholipid translocation. The transcript is spliced from 5 exons. Gene Ontology annotation, molecular function: magnesium ion binding; ATP hydrolysis activity; ATP binding. NCBI's taxonomy places the organism in Eukaryota, Ciliophora, Oligohymenophorea, Peniculida, Parameciidae. The record is from RefSeq and is a predicted model, not a curated record.